GAUGGGGGUGGGUCCUGGCGCCUGGUGCUCUCAGAGGACACUGCAGCCACAGGAGCGUGGUCGGGCAACAAGGUAUGGCCCGGAGCUUUGGCAUUGUUGGGGCAUUUGCACGAGACAUUCGGCAGGACUUUGGUCGGCUUCCGAAUCCUCGAGUUGGGCGCCGGGCUCCCGCUGCUCAGCGCCUCCUUGGCAGCCUUGGGCGCCGAGGUGUGUGCAACAGACCACCCAGACGUCAUCGACCAGGUGCAGGCAGCCGCAGACGGACUGAUUGAAGGCCUGACGUCUUUGGCCAAAGCCCGCCUUCAGUUUGCAGGCUACGCCUGGGGCGGGGCUUUUUCACAUCUUCUUCCGGACCGAUGUAAGUUCUCUGGCCCGAUCGACCUGGUUGUCGGUGCCGACCUGGUCUAUGAUGGCUUUCCAGUUGAUGCGCUCUACGAGAGCCUCUCCAAUCUCUUGGAGCAGAACGGCUGCUCUGCGACAUUGGCCCUCCAACCGCGACAGUUUCCAAUGACUGCGGCGCUGAGGGAGCCGCGUCUCAUCGCGGGCUUCCUGAAGCGGUUUCUGCAGGAAAGAACCUGGGAGGUCAAGACCAAGUCAGUUGGUGCCCAGGACCUCGGAAUUCCCGAGCAGAGUCUGCUGCCUGACGGAGAGCCAGCAUGGAAGGGGCUAACCUUGGCCACGAUCAUCCCACCCGGCUCCCGGGAUCCGCCGCUGCAGUCAACACCUGGUGAGGGCACGCUGCGGUACCAGCGUGAGGCACUUCCUUGA
Symbiodinium necroappetens is the source of this 768-nucleotide messenger RNA. The record is from the annotation of a GenBank genome assembly. Lineage: Eukaryota; Dinophyceae; Suessiales; Symbiodiniaceae.